Sycon ciliatum is the source of this 534-nucleotide messenger RNA. RefSeq names its product E3 ubiquitin-protein ligase TRIM71-like. The transcript has 3 exons. The coding region runs from base 91 to 534 and encodes 147 amino acids. Gene Ontology annotation, molecular function: protein binding. Lineage: Eukaryota; Metazoa; Porifera; Calcarea; Leucosolenida; Sycettidae. The record is from RefSeq and is a predicted model, not a curated record.
CCGAUGCCCACUACCUGACAUCGCCGUGAUUCUAUUCCCCAGUCCACUCCAUCACCAGGCAGUACAUUUACAUCUUCAGCAACACCACCGAUGAUGUCAUCCAGCGCUUCCUCAGCGGAAACACCAGCUAGAGUGCCCAGACAAGGUUCAGCCUCAGAUCAGACUACUUUGCCCAGAAACACGUUGUCACCAUCAUCAUCAUCAUCAUCAGCAGCAGCAGCAGCAGCAGAAAUAGCUGAAUCUCCAACAAAGCAGCGUGAUUACACACAGAUCCACAAAGCAAGGUACUCAUUUGGUAGUGAAGGCAGCGGGAGAGAUCAGUUUGACAGCCCUUGGGGACUAGCAACCAACAAAGCUGGUGACCUGAUCAUCUGUGACAGCUGCAACCACAGAAUAAAGAUACAUGGGGUUGAUGGCCAGUGCAAGCAGACGGUUGGCGUCGAGGGAAGAAAGUGUGGAGAGUUCUAUGGCCCAGACGCUGUGCAUGUAACAGAUGAUGAACGAGUGAUCAUUGCUGAUACUGGUAACCACUGA